AUGGGUUCAACUAUUGAGGAGCGAAAUUUGCUAGCUGGCGUGCAGACUGGUGAAGCUCCAGGCUGCACGCUCAGCGACUUGCGUGUUCUGGUGCAGGAAACUGCGAUUAAGGGGGUUGGCUCAGGCAUCUCAAUUUACAAGGCCGCGACUCACUGGGAGCAGUGUAUGCUGCACGGCCUCGGAAUGCUGUUCGUCGGAGCGUCGGAGCCUUCCAGCUAUGUGUUCCCGCUAGUGCCGCACGCGGCGGCAUCGGAUUUGCCAGGGGAGAAGACCUACAGCCAAUACGAAGCUAUAAUCUACUGGGAGAACCUUGAAGAGAAAGCUGAACCAAGGAACGAGCCACCAACAAAGCGUGUGAGAGGAAGGCCCAACGUGUCCAAGUAUAUUAACGACGUCAUCACCAUGGUCUGCGAGCGCCAAGCCCAGGCCUCUGCCCCGCUGCCCCCGACGCUCACCGCAGGGCUGAGCAGCCACUCCUUGCGCCGCGGCUCCGCAGCGUAUGCAAACGCCUCACCGCAGCUUGCGAUCCAGUGGAUCUCGACCUGGGGAGCUUGGCUGCUGGACUCGCUCACGAAGGCGUUCGUGUACGUGGGUACCACGACACGCGAGGACCAGAGUGUCGGCAAAGUCCUCGCUGGAUACCGAGACCCGCACCUGCCAUGCGUCACGCCCACGAUUGCCACCUUGAGCGAGCUUCUUCCUGCGCUCGAGUACGCCCAGCUGCUAACCCUGCGCGGCCAGCUCUUCAAGAACGUCAGCGGCUUCACGGACACCACGCUCAACGUUGACGCCUUAGUCCUGGAUGCGGCGCUCGCGUCCCUGCUCAUCCAUCUUGACGACGUCGCGACGGCAGUCCAGCAGGAGCAGGCUGCCACAGGCUUCACAUCGCAUUACCUGUACCGCUUCCACGAAGCUCUGGACGCAACCAACGUAGCGCUGGGAGCUCGGCUCUCGCUGGACACGUGCAUUGGUUAG
Messenger RNA from Phytophthora sojae, 975 nucleotides. RefSeq lists its product as hypothetical. NCBI's taxonomy places the organism in Eukaryota, Oomycota, Peronosporomycetes, Peronosporales, Peronosporaceae. The transcript is spliced from 2 exons. The coding region runs from base 1 to 975 and encodes 324 amino acids. The record is from RefSeq and is a predicted model, not a curated record.